ACGUGAAGAAUCAAAACUGUUCAAUGCGACUAUUUUGAACCUACCCCCUCAAAUGUUAAACCAUUUUUUGUCAUUUUCUCAUGGCUAUAACAAAAAUGGACUCAACUGAAACCAAGAAACCAAUUUCCCUAAGCUAAUGGCCUUGGACAAACCCCAUCAUACUACUAGUGAGCUCUUCAUUUGCUUCACUUCUCGUCUUUCUUCAUCUUCAUCUUCCAUGAAACUUUCCAAAUCCAUUCUUAGCCCGGGCCAUGCCCGGGACCAACCUCUCUCUCUUUCCACAUCCCUUAGCCGUCGGCUUAAAGCCAACGGCAGCAUUAAAGGUGGCCAAUCCCCGGCCACCUUUCCUUCACACACUGGGAAGAAACGCGGUUCGGGGUUUGACAACCCCGAACCUUCUUCCCCUAAGGUAACUUGUAUUGGACAAGUGAAAAUGAAAACGAAGAAGAAAGUGAAACAAACACGAAGUUUGUCAAACAGAAGGAGUGAUGUAAGUUUUAGGAAACUAGAACAAGCCGCCCCUGAUCAAGAAAGGGGAUUGUUAAUUCAGAGUCAAAGGAGUUCAAGUGUGCAUUUUCAGCCGCAAGAUCAAUGUGUGCAUAGAAAUCAGAGGUGGGUUCAUUUGCCAUCGACGAUAUACGAAGCUUUGAGAGAGUUUAGCUGUUUGUUUCCAUGUCGUUCUUCGUGUUUUACAACGAAUAAUGAGAAAGAAAAGGAAGAGAAAGUUGAAGGAUCUAGGGAAGUUACUAGGUGGUUAGUUGCAUUGCAAGAUGCAGAAGUAGAAAAAACGCGAGGGAUUGAGUUGAUGGUGUCUAAUCAUGGGAGGGAAGAAAUGAGAAGUUCAAGAAGGCAUGUGUUUGAGGAUAUUAUUGAGAGUGUUGAAAUGAAGGAAGGAGUAGUAGAGGAAGAGAAAGCUAGAGUUAGCAUUUGUAUUCCACCUAAGAAUGCUUUGCUUUUAAUGAGAUGUCGAUCUGAUCCUAUGAAAAUGGCAGAUAUUACUAGUCGAUUCUGGGAAUCACCUACUCGAAAAGAAGGAGAUAAGAAAGAAAAUGAGGCUUCGGAAAAAGAAGUAGUAGAUGCACACAACUUUGAAUGCAAAGUACCAGAGGAAACUAGUGUUCCAGUAGAUCUUGUGGAAAAUGAAGAGAACUCAAAAGAUGUCGUCAUGGAAAUGGAGACAGAAAGUAGUAAGAAUGAAGAAGAAAAGUUCAAGAGCGGUGAAUUAACACCAGAAACUGAACAAGAAGAUGAAAAAGAGAGCGAACAAGUACCUGAAUCAAUUGUAGAUCAAACAACAGAAAACAUUCAAGAUAACCAAGUCCUUGAAGCUGAGAAAGAAGAAGAAGAAGAAGAAGCAAAACCAUCUUUCUCAGGAAACAUUCAAGCUGAUAACCAAGUUCUUGAACCGGAGAAAGAAGAAGAAGAAGCAAAACCAUCUUUUUCAGAAGCCGAAGAUGCCACACUGGAAGUAGAAGAAGAAGAAGAUGAUGAGAGAUUCAAAUCAACUAUAAAGAAGGUCAUCGAAGAAACACUCUUGUUGGAACACAUUGACAUUGAAGAAGACGUGAAAUUUGAUGAGAAUGAAAUCCAAAAAGAAGAUGUGGUGGCACAAGUUGAGUAUCCAAAGGAGUUGAGAAAAGAACAGAACAAAUCAAUUCUUCCAGAUUGUUUGUUACUAAUGAUGUGUGAACCUAAAUUAUCCAUGGAAGUUUCAAAAGAAACAUGGGUAUGCAGCACUGAUUUCAUAUCACCAGAGAAAAAACAAGCUAGUAAAACAGCGAAUAAGAACAACGAAGUAAUCCCCGAGAGAAGGCGCAGCAUUGACUACUCUAAACCUGCGCAAAAUUAUAGCAAGGGCCAACACCUCUCGACAAUGAUAGAGCAGAAACUGGUAAAUGCAAAGGCUUACGAGCCGUUUGUUCUGACAAGGUGCAAAUCGGAGCCGAUGAGGACGGCGGCGGCUGGGGUUGCGCCGGAGAGUUGUUUCUGGAAGAAUAGGAAGAUUCAUGAGCCGCAUAGACGGGAUAAGUUUGGAGUCGGGGCCGCUGGGCUCGGGUUUUGACCCGACCCGACCCGGAUUAUAAGAUUGAGGCUACGUUUGGGGACGGGGCGGCUGGAAUCGGGGUUUUGACCUGACCCGACCCGGAUUAUGUAAUCGGGUCGUACGGGAGAACUGUGGUGGUCUUUGCACACACAGGUUGUACAUUUGCUUUAAACCUUUUUUUAUUAUCAUCAGUGAAAUUUUAGUAGUAGAACAAGUACUAAUCCUUUUUCAGUUUUUAUAAGAUUUUGAUAUCCUUUUUCAGUUUUUAUAAGAUUUUGAAUAUUUCAUGAUUGACUUUAAGAUUA
Lycium barbarum (goji berry) is the source of this 2349-nucleotide messenger RNA. RefSeq lists its product as uncharacterized. The record is from RefSeq and is a predicted model, not a curated record. NCBI's taxonomy places the organism in Eukaryota, Viridiplantae, Streptophyta, Magnoliopsida, Solanales, Solanaceae. The transcript has a single exon. The coding region runs from base 137 to 2062 and encodes 641 amino acids.